UCAGAGCAUUUCGCAAAGCGAGUCUUCUGAUCUACACUAUAUAGCUACUGUUACUGGAUGGUGUCUUGAAAAGAAUUCUCUCACAGCAUGAACCUCUGUGUGUGUGUCACAGGGCUACUAUGAUUGGAGACUCUUACGCUUCUGUAAAUGUUAUCAGCCACAAACACACACUGGAAAUGAUGAUAGGCAUCAGCUAAACACUGAUCAGCCUUCUCGUGGUAGCCAAAAGACUGCUGUGCACCCGAAUACAGGAUGGCUAAGUUGCUGAGUGGGUUAAGAACGAUGAGCUGAGCUGAGCUGAGAUGAAUUUCCUCUCAGCCAUUUGGAGAUGCCUGAUCAUGCUUCUUACCUUUUCCAUCCAGCGUUGCCCUCUGCGGCCAGCUGGUUGCCAGGUCUUCAACCCCCUCGGCUACCUGACAGUAAAGCCAGAUGCAACCUUCCUCCUGGGCUCCAACCUGACAGUGUACUGCCACAUCACAAAUAAUCCGGGGAGAAAAGAAUGGCUCAAAAUCUCCCUGGAACUGAAUGGUACGACUGUGCAUUGGCGGAAGAAGAUCACCAGCACUACCAUGAUGUUCAAUCUCCCCCAUGUAUGGACACCAAAGUCCAUAGUUAUCUGCAAGCUGGAGGGUGACGGUGACCACUGGUCUAAGAUUGUUAAUGGACUGGAUCUUCACGGCGGGCUCCCUCCAGAUAAACCUGGAAAUAUCACCUGUGAAACAUCAAGGAGCUCAGACUUCAUGGGCUGUUCGUGGACAAGAGGACAGGAGACUUAUCUCUCCACGUCCUACAACAUUUCAAUCAAGAGAGAAAACGGGACCCUGAUACGUACAGAUCAAAUCUGGGACGCCGAAUCGAUCACCGUACCACGAUCAAUGCUAGACGAAAAUGCCACAUACCUGUUGAACAUCACUGCUUACAACCACUUCGGAGUGUCACAAUCUGAUCCCUUCGUCUUCUCUGUAAAGGAUAUGGUGAUACCUGAGACCCCUCACAUUACGCACAUAGAGUUUGAGAACUCCACAGCAGCCGUGUUGCAAUGGAAUACUAUUGAAUCCCUAUUGCAUCUCAGAGCCUACGUCAGGCUGUGCACAGAUAACAUUACCUGGGAAGUGAGAACGGGAAGACAACUCAGCAAGGGUCUGUAUGUGGACAACCUGAGGCCUCUGACUGAAUAUGAGUUCCAGGUGAAAACAUGUAACUCAGCGUGGGGGCUCACACUGUCCAAUACGUCCCGCUACACAACGAGGUCCCCAUCCAGGGAGCGAUCACGCUGCAGCAAAUGGAGCCUGUCUGUGAGGAAGACAAGCCCCGGCAAAGGUCCAUCUCAGCAGUUGCAUGUGUGGAGGAUGUUAGGCAGCCAGGGAACAAACGGGCGGCCGGUAGUGACUGUUCUGUGGAAGCCUCCACCUCCAGAGGAUUACAGUGGCGUUGUUCAACAGUACAAGAUCUUUUUGGAUAAUGGCCAGAAACAUGUGGUGACCUGUGGUGCUGCUUUCAGAGAAUUCCAAGUAGAAGCAGAGGUUCAGGCACUGAGCGUCUCUGCUGUCACCUCAUAUGGAAUAUCCCCACCAGCUGACGUGACUCUCAGACAGUCAGGUGUUUUGGGCCCCGCUCUAGAAAGGUUGACUCCUACUGCUAGUGGCAGUGCUGUGCUCAUAUCCUGGUCAUGGCCAAAGAACAAAGAUCAGUUGACGUUUGACAACAGUCAGCUGUUGUACUAUGUGAUAGAAUGGACAAGUGUACCUGCUUCAGGGCUGCACUGGCUAAAACUGGCCAAAGAUCUUAAAAACACAUCCAUCUCAGGUUUGACUGCAGGUGUGAGGUAUAAUAUGUCUUUGUAUGCUGUGACCACCAGAGGUGUCAGUGCUCCAUCAUCCAGCCUGGUCUACUCCAGAGAGCAGAAGCCAGUUUCUGGUCCCGACGUGUCUAUUCUGAUCCAUGAGGCCAAGCGGAUCCUUGUCCAAUGGGACGAGCUCCCUGUAGACCAACAGAGGGGCUUUAUUAAAAAGUACACCAUCUACUUCCAGAAACUGGACUCUAGCAGCGCAGAAUUAAACAUGACAAUAUCUGCUGUUGGCCAAAGACAGAUGUGGCUGGACUGCCCUGAAGGACCUCUGGCUCUACAGCUGACUGCAUCCACCGCAGCAGGAGAAGGACCACGGGGGAGAAGGAUCUGUUCCCAGCUUGAGGCUCCUUCUGUUUCUAGUAGCCUGGUGAUUGGGACUGUUUUCAUCAUUACAGUCUUCAUAGGCAUCAUAGCCAACCUGAUGUGCUGGAGUUGUGUGAGAAAGAGGAUCAAACAGAAAUGUAUAUCCUGGGGACCCGCCUGGCUAGUUGGAACCUUGCCAAAACCAGGGCACAGUAAUGCCAUCAAACUGCUGAAGCGCGGUGGAGACGAACCACUAUUUUCGUUCACCGACAGUGACCCUCCGCUGUCCCCCAUCGUCGUGAUCUCUCAGGAGGACAUGGACGAAGUGUAUCCCACCAUCCACGUCGAUGUGCUUCAGAAUGGACCGGGACAACUCACAGCGAAUACGCCUUUGUUAUUUCCUGACGGCGCAGCGACGAUCGUCGGCAACCAAAUGGAGCACGUCAGCUACAAGCCACAGAUUUUUACGUUGACUUCACAGGGAGAGGAGGUGAACGAUGCAGAGGAUGUGCAAUGGGAUGACCUAGAAACCGAAGAAGAGGACAGGUGUUCAGUUGUAUUUAAAGGAUUACUGGGAGACUUGCUUCCGAGUGUGGAUGUGGAAUUCUCUGAUAAACCUCAAGGACUGAGUCUCUGCUCUGUUACACAUCUCUUGCAGCCUAAAAGAGCUGAAAGGAAUGUUUUAAACAAAGGCUUUUCCCAAGAGAGAAAAGAGACUGAGGGUGGCGUGGACAAAGCUGACUUUCCAGCUGUGGACUUGCAACAGGAAGACGUGACUCCUGACACAACAGACAUGUGCUUGUCUCCUUGUCUUUUUGAGACAACACUAAAUGGUGGUUAUUUCCCUCAGGUAGCUGCUGCCAGCAGUGACACGCUGAGGUAGGAGGGACAACAGGAAUGCCACAGACAGGACAGACUGCACUACUAAAUCAGUUUUCCAGAAAGCAUUAUUAAAGCACCACUUGCUCUCAGUCACUUUGUUUGAGGAGGAGAAAGGAGGAGAGAAAAUGAUUUCAGAUGAUCUGUAAUUAAUGAGCACUGGAAAAAAACAAAGUUAUUAAAUUAAUUUAAAAGUUA
This is a messenger RNA of Mugil cephalus (flathead mullet), 3229 nucleotides long. It is a transcript of the gene il23r, whose product is annotated as interleukin 23 receptor. Gene Ontology annotation, cellular component: signaling receptor complex; external side of plasma membrane. Gene Ontology annotation, biological process: cytokine-mediated signaling pathway. Lineage: Eukaryota; Metazoa; Chordata; Actinopteri; Mugiliformes; Mugilidae. The coding region runs from base 303 to 3035 and encodes 910 amino acids. The record is from RefSeq and is a predicted model, not a curated record. The transcript is spliced from 18 exons. Gene Ontology annotation, molecular function: cytokine binding; cytokine receptor activity.